AUGCAUAGACUGAAAUCUUCGCAGAGGGAAAAAGUGAAAAAGUUUAUAUCUUUCACCCAAACAGGUGAAAACACAGCCAUAUUUUGCCUUACUCAAAAUGAUUGGAAGCUAGACCUAGCUAGUGAUAAUUACUUCCAGAACCCCGACGCCUAUUACAAAGAACCUCGGAGCGUAGACAAAAAGAAACUAGAAUCCCUUUACAAUAGGUAUAAAGACCCAAAUGAGCCAGACAAAAUUACAGUGGAUGGCGUUAUGAAGUUCUUAGAUGACCUAGGCCUACCUCCUGAAUCAAAACUUGUUCUUAUUAUAGCGUGGAAGUUUAAAGCUGCGACUCAGUGCGAGUUUACAAGAGAUGAAUUCAUAAACGGUAUGACAGAAUUAGGUUGUGAUAAUAUUGAUAAAUUAAAAGCUAGAUUGCCUACGUUAGAAAAUGAAUUAAGAGAUAAUUAUAAGUUUAAAGACUUUUACCAUUUUACCUUUAAUUAUGCCAAAAAUCCUGGACAGAAAGGAUUAGAUCUUGAUAUGGCAAUCGCAUAUUGGAACAUUGUUUUAAAAGGGAAGUUCAAGUUCUUAGGUCUUUGGUGUACGUUUUUGCAGGAACAUCAUAAGCGCUCUAUUCCCAAGGACACUUGGAACCUGCUGUUGGAUUUCGCCCAACAAAUAGCAGACGAUAUGAGCAAUUACGACGAGGAGGGCGCUUGGCCGGUCCUGAUCGACGAUUUCGUGGAAUGGGCAUCGAGUAGAACCAAGGAGAAUCAACCUCACAGCACUAGCCAGUUGGAAUAA
This is a messenger RNA of Phyllotreta striolata, 786 nucleotides long. NCBI's taxonomy places the organism in Eukaryota, Metazoa, Arthropoda, Insecta, Coleoptera, Chrysomelidae. The record is from the annotation of a GenBank genome assembly.